AUGGCAGCGCUGGUGCCCCGUGGUGUUUCCGUGUCCGAGUCCUUCAUCCGUGCAGUAUGUAAUAGCCUGUCAGCUGCAUUGAUACUGCCGGCCACGCCCAUUUCCGCAGAGUGGCUGCCUCGGAAGAGUCACGCGACACAGCGGUCCAGCUGUUAUGCCACCCAGGUCGGAUGCUACUACGAGCAGGCGGGUCGUAAUAUAUUGGCAAAGCUCAUAGAUUAG
Geosmithia morbida is the source of this 222-nucleotide messenger RNA. RefSeq lists its product as uncharacterized. The coding region runs from base 1 to 222 and encodes 73 amino acids. The transcript has 2 exons. The record is from RefSeq and is a predicted model, not a curated record. Lineage: Eukaryota; Fungi; Ascomycota; Sordariomycetes; Hypocreales; Bionectriaceae.